UCCGUUAUUCACAGUCAAAGUCAGCAUAAUGCAGCAAUCCCAAAUCCUAAGAAAUCUAUGCCUCAUUGUGGUUGUAAGCUCGAUGGCAGUUAUGGUCCAAGGAGUGUGCAACAGUUGCCAAGCCAACAAUGUGAAAUGUCUGAAUGAAACACACUAUAGCUUCUGCUCCGAUAAUGUGGCGCCCAAUCAGGUCCUUCAGUGUCCGGAUAACAAGGUCUGCACCGACCUGGCCAUCAUCUGCAUGGACAGCAGUAUAGUGGAUAGCUCCUGCUCAGGCGAUGCCGAUGGAUCCUGCCCCACCUGCGAUGGAAACAGUAUGUUCGUCUGCACCAGUCGCACCACCUUCCAGAUGUGCGAUGGCACCAACCUAACUGGCCAGGUCACCAAGUGCAAGGACAACAAGAUCUGCUCGAUUAAGUCGGGCAAAUACUGCGUGGACCUCUGCGAAGUGGGUGAUUCCGUCGAAUGCGACAGAGAGAGUCCUCUAUAGAACUUUUGAAUUAAUUUUUAAUGCAUUCACUACCUCAUGUCUGAACUGUUAAUAAACCACGAUUUUUGUAACUUAAGUAA
Molecule: messenger RNA, 570 nt
Organism: Drosophila sechellia
Lineage: Eukaryota; Metazoa; Arthropoda; Insecta; Diptera; Drosophilidae
Exons: 2
Coding region: 29-490 (153 amino acids)
Source: RefSeq, a predicted model, not a curated record